Molecule: messenger RNA, 573 nt
Organism: Homalodisca vitripennis (glassy-winged sharpshooter)
Lineage: Eukaryota; Metazoa; Arthropoda; Insecta; Hemiptera; Cicadellidae
Product: splicing factor YJU2-like
Biological process (GO): mRNA splicing, via spliceosome
Cellular component (GO): U2-type catalytic step 1 spliceosome
Source: RefSeq, a predicted model, not a curated record
AUGACCAUUGAUAAAUACUAUCCCCCGGAUUUUGAUCCUUCCAAAAUACCUCGGAUGAAAUUGCCUAAAAACAGACAGUACACUGUUCGUUUGAUGGCACCUUUUAACAUGAGAUGCAAGACCUGCGGAGAGUAUAUCUACAAAGGGAAAAAGUUCAAUGCCCGCAAAGAGGAUGUUGAAGGGGAGGACUACUUUGGGAUCCGGAUCUACAGAUUCUAUAUCAAAUGCACACGAUGUCUCCAGGAAAUAUCUUUUAAAACUGAUCCAAAAAACACAGACUAUGAAAUAGAAGCUGGCGCUACACGUAACUUCAUGGCUCUUAAACUAGCCGAAGAACAAGCUCUCAAAGAGAAGGAUGAGCGGAAAGAAGAAGAAGAAGCUAACAACCCAAUGAAGCUUCUGGAGAACAGAACACAGCAAUCGAAACAAGAGCUGGAACUGCUGGAGUCUCUAGAGGACUUGAAGGAUUUGAAUAGAAGACAGCGUAGCAUAGAUUAUGAUUCUAUGCUUAGUCAGUACGAUACGAAGGAGGCAAGAGAGAAAAUACUGAAAAUGCAAGAGAGAACAAGAUGA